CUGUGUGAUUUUAGGAUUGAUGGUGUCUACGAGGAAAGGGAGGAAGAGGGAGACGGGGGAGGGAAAAGAGCUAUAGGAAAAUAGCAAAAUACAUCAACUGUCAUGCGCGAUAUCGAGUAGUUCAAUUAGUUUGCAAAAGAGAACUUAGGGCAUGACAAACCAAAACACAACCUUAUCACAGAUAAACCCAACAGCCACCUGAGUCGAGUUAAAAUUUAACCAUAGUUAAAGUCUCAACCAAUUAGAAAAAAAAAAAAAGCAUUUAGUUUUAAUUCAUGAUGGAUUCAAAGAGGCACAAAAAUCUUCCAAAAGACAAGCAAAACCCAUACCCUCCACAUUUUUCUAAGACCUUUUUAUUUUUCAUUGAAUUUUUUUUGAAACUUUCAUAUUUUUCUUUUGAGAUAAAAUUAGAUUAGAAAAAUUACCCCUUAAAAAUUGGGAAAUUUUUGUAAUUGAGAAAGAAAAUAGCGGCAAACAUUGAAAAACCUUAAACCAACGUUAAUGGCGGUCCUUCAUAUCCAUGUUCAUGGUGUAUUUUGAUUCAAAUAUACUUGUUUACGAAGUAUAGUUUACUUCUUUUUCGCCAGGGUUAUGCUGUUUAAUUGAGAUUCGGAAGAUUUGGAUGAUACUUUUGCAUAUUCAUUGAGUGUACAUUGAUAAGGGUGAAAAGAAUUGGCAUGGAGUGCAAUAAAGAUGAUGCAAUCAAGGCAAGAGAGAUUGCGGAGAGGAAGUUUGAUGCCAAGGACUUACCGGGGGCCAAGAAAUUUGCGCUCAAGGCACAAAAUUUGUAUCCUGGUCUUGAGGGGAUUUCGCAGAUGUUGGCAACUCUUGAUGUGUAUGCCGCUGCAGAAGAUCCAGUGCUAGGGGAGGCAGAUUUUUAUGGUGUGCUUGGUGUGACCCCUAAAUCAGACGAUGAUACGAUAAGGAAGCAAUAUAGAAAGCUUGCUCUUAUGCUCCAUCCUGACAAAAACAAGUCUAUUGGAGCAGAAGGGGCUUUUAAGCUAAUUUCAGAAGCCUGGAGCUUGUUAUCUGACAGAAACAGGAGAGCUGCCUAUGAUUCAAGAAGGAACAUUAGGGGUUUUUCGCAGAAGACUAAACCUCCUUCUCAGAGUUCAUCUGUGCCGCCUGGUGCUAAUGGUUUUUACAACUUUGCUAAAGCUACCAUGUCUAAUCCCAAAGUUAAUAAAAAUGCCUCCCCAUCAAAUGGCUCUUCUGUUCCUGGUUCAUCUAAGAAGGCAAAUCAGAAUUCUUUCUGGACUGUUUGCCAUAGAUGUAAGAUGCAGUAUGAAUACCUUAGAUGUUAUCUUAAUCACAAUUUGCGCUGCCCUAAUUGCCGCAAGCCAUUUUUCGCCAUAGAGACACCCCCACCUGUUUCAAAUGGUUCUGAAUCGUCAAAACCACGGGAAGAUUUCCAACACUGGCAAAACUCUCAGCAGGAAGCGAGAAACAAAAGUAGUCAUAAUGCUGGGCAUAACACAGAUAACUCACAGUGGACUCCAUUCUCAGGAGCAGCUGGUGUUUCAUCUGUUUCUCAAGCUGCAAAUGUGGUUCAACAGACAUAUGAGAAGGUUAAAAGAGUGCGUGAGGAAGCACAAGCUGCCAGAAAACGAGAAAAGGCUAAAAGGAAAAACGAUGCUUCUGGAGAAAUGAUCGGUUCCUCUAGCGAGAAAAAGAAAAGAGUGAGUGAUGAUAGCAAUAUGAACAAUGAUCAUAUGGGCCUUGGAGGUGCUGGAGUUGGCAUAUCAAGCACAAUCCCAGCUCCCAGGCACAGUGGUACUAGGUGGUCUGGGUCAGUUUAUGCAAAUAGAAUCGGUGAACUCAACCGUACUAGGGAGCUAUCCCAGAGCGAAUUGCGUAGCAUAUUGAUGCAUAAGGCUAGGAAAGAAAUUCUUACAAAAAUAGCUGAAUGGAAUUCUGCUAGUAUGUUAAACAAUGCUGCUCAAAAGGAGAUAGCAACUAAGAAAUCUCAUGACAAGGACAAUAGGCAGGAAAAUGUGGUGAUAAAUGGCAACUUGGGAAUGAAGUCUAGUAAAUCAGCAGACUCUGGCUUAGUUUCUGAGGAUAAUUCCCUGUUAAGUGUGACUCAAGAUCGGUUAUCAAUUCCUGUUCCUGAUCCAGAAUUCUAUGAUUUUGACAAGGAUAGGACUGAAAGGGCCUUUGGAGAGAAUCAAGUAUGGGCUGUAUAUGACAAUGAUGAUGGCAUGCCCAGAUUUUAUGCUAUGGUUCAAAGUGUAAUAUCUCGGGAUCCAUUUAGGAUACGGAUCAGUUGGUUAAACUCAACCACAAAUACAGAACUUGGUCCUUUAAAUUGGGUUGGUUCAGGUUUCUCAAAAACAUGUGGAGACUUCCGAGUAGGCCGGCAUGAGAAAAAUGAUGGUCUGAAUUGUUUUUCACAUAAAGUUAGAUGGACAAAAGGUUCACGUGGAGCUAUUUGUAUCUUUCCAAGGAAGGGAGAUGUGUGCGCACUGUAUAGGAAUUGGUCUCCAGACUGGAAUGAACUCACUGAUGAUGAGGUUAUACACAAGUAUGACAUGGUGGAAGUACUAGAAGAUUAUGAUGAGGAGCUUGGAGUUGUUGUAAUACCACUUGUCAAAGUUGCUGGCUUCAAGGCUGUUUUUCAUCAUCACUUGGACUCAAAACAAGUGAGGAGGAUCCCCAAGGAGGAGAUCUUUCGGUUUUCUUAUCAGCUUCCUUCUCACUUGCUUUCAGGUCAUGAAUCUCCUAAUGCUCCAAAGGGUUGCCGGGAGUUGGACCCGGCAGCUCUUCCACCUGAAUUUCUUCAAGUGAUAGCUGAUGCAAAGGAUAUAGAUAUAGUGGAAAAUCAGGCGACUGAGAGGGUGGACAUUGUAGAUGAUGAUGAUGAAAAACCACGUGAUAGAGGCAUGCGAAAUACUGCAGAAACAAAGGAUCAUCUUCCGCCAAUACGAAAGCGCAAAAGGAAGCCAGCAGCCCAGCACUGUAAAAGAUUUCGUAGUUACUCAACUGAAGUAUGACAGUGCAGAACAUUCAAGACGAUUCAAUUUCUUGACUUUCCUGUGGAAAGCUAUCUGAAUUUGAAGUUAUUCCAGAAAAUUUGUUCAGGACCUAUCAAUAAUACAAUCUUGUUGAGCCUUGGUCAUCAUGCUAAAUAUUGCACCCCUGUACUUUCAGGCUUUCAGCAAGCGAGUGAAGAACCGCUACUUGGUUGCAAUUUGAAACAGAAACAAUGAGGACUGAUGUAUAUUCACAGGUUUCAGCCCAAUGACAGACAGCUUGGCUCAUUUGUCGAGUUUAUUUGGCAACAAGUGAGUUGGGGGCUCCUCGAGUUCAUGUAAUAUACGCUACAAGGCCUUUAAAUAUACAAGUCACACCUCAAUUAGGCUUAGCCACAGUUGUUCUCACUACAAUUGUUGUAGCUUAGGAUUUUUUUAUUUUUUUUUAGACACUAGUCUGUGUUCUUAGUUUAUACUGAAGUGGUUUUAUAAAGAUCAUCUGCUGAAGCAAAACAAACUUUACAUUGUGAUCUCAAGUCUACCCUUGGUUCUUAUUCAUAAACACUUGGGCGCGGUUA
Messenger RNA from Chenopodium quinoa (quinoa), 3550 nucleotides. RefSeq lists its product as uncharacterized. The coding region runs from base 678 to 2993 and encodes 771 amino acids. The record is from RefSeq and is a predicted model, not a curated record. NCBI's taxonomy places the organism in Eukaryota, Viridiplantae, Streptophyta, Magnoliopsida, Caryophyllales, Amaranthaceae. The transcript has 2 exons.